This is a messenger RNA of Phlebotomus papatasi, 1749 nucleotides long. It is a transcript of the gene Arr2, whose product is annotated as arrestin homolog. NCBI's taxonomy places the organism in Eukaryota, Metazoa, Arthropoda, Insecta, Diptera, Psychodidae. Gene Ontology annotation, cellular component: cytoplasm. The record is from RefSeq and is a predicted model, not a curated record. Gene Ontology annotation, molecular function: G protein-coupled receptor binding. The transcript has 2 exons. The coding region runs from base 278 to 1474 and encodes 398 amino acids. Gene Ontology annotation, biological process: G protein-coupled receptor internalization; signal transduction.
GUGACGACAUAAUCUCAUUUGGAAUCUCUGAGGUGUGUGAAAACAAAGCGCCAAAUUAAAUCAACCCCAUCGAUUUUCCACGUAACAGAAGCCCUAAAAGUGACCAAAGUAAGCAAUUACCCAGUAUAUAAGGAACAACCUCCACGGGGACAAGCGUUAAACUUCUGGUGAUUUUAUAGUUGAAUUCAGCAGAAUACAGAGGAUAAUUUCCCAAAAAAAAAUCUACUGUUCUAUCAAGUGAUAAAGUGUUGUAAAGUUCUUUAAGAAAUCUUCAAAUAUGGUUGUUGCUGUGAAAGUGUUUAAGAAGACCACCCCCAAUGGGAAGUUUACGGUUUAUCUGGGAAGGCGAGACUUCAUUGACCAUGGAGACUAUUGCGACCCCAUCGACGGAGUUGUAGUGGUUGAUAGUGACUACCUCCGUGGCAGGAAGAUCUUCGGUCAACUGGCUACCACAUACCGCUAUGGUCGUGAAGAGGAUGAAGUCAUGGGAGUCAAGUUCUCCAAAGAAAUGGUCAUCGCUAAGGAACAAAUUGUGCCCAUGGUGAACCAGAAGAUGGAGAUGACUCCGAUGCAGGAACGCCUAGUUAAGAAACUGGGUUCUAACGCCUUCCCCUUCACCUUCCAAUUCCCAUCUAACUCCCCCUGCUCCGUCACUCUCCAGGCCGGAGAGGAUGAUCAAGGCAAACCUCUGGGAGUUGAGUACUCAAUCCGAACGUACGUGGGAGAAAAUGAGGAUGACAAAGGACACAAACGUAGUCAAGUUGGACUAGUUGUCAAGAAGCUUCAGUAUGCUCCUCCAACCCGAGGUCGUAGACUCCCCAGUUCCCUCGUUAGCAAGGGCUUCACCUUCUCCCAGGGCAAAAUUAAUCUAGAAGUCACCCUGGACCGUGAGAUCUACUACCAUGGCGAGAAAAUUGCCGCCAAUGUAGUCAUUACCAAUAACUCCCGCAAGGCCGUUAAGAACAUCAAGGUCUUCGUGGUGCAGCACUGUGAAGUGACCAUGGUCAAUGCUCAAUUCAGUAAGCAUGUUGCCUCACUGGAGACUCGUGAGGGAUGCCCUAUCACACCCGGGGCCAGCUUCACCAAGACCUUCUACCUUGUCCCUCUGGCUUCGAGCAACAAAGACCGCCGCGGAAUUGCUCUAGAUGGCCAUCUCAAGGAUGACGAUGUCAACCUAGCAUCGUCAACUCUCAUUUCUGAGGGCAAGAGUCCAUCAGACGCCAUGGGCAUUGUGAUAUCCUACUCCGUUAGGGUCAAACUUAGCGCUGGAACUCUUGGCGGCGAACUCGUAACCGAUGUGCCUUUCAAACUUCUCAACCCAGCACCAGGGACCAUUGAAAAGGAGCGGGUCAAUGCCAUGAAAAAGAUGAAGUCCAUUGAGCGUCAUCGCUACGAAAACUCCCACUAUGCUGAUGAUGAUGACAACAUCGUCUUUGAGGACUUUGCCCGUCUCCGAAUGAACGAGCCUGAGUAAGGGGUUUACCUCGGAGUCACCAAGCCCCCAAGAAAAUUGGAAGGAAAAUCAAAGAAUUUAACAGUGAAAUAAAACGUAUAAAAUCUCCAGAAGAACGAUAAAAAAAACGAACGAACUUCAUUUGCCCGGCGAAUGGAGUAUUGAACAUAAUUUUUAAGAUGCUGCAUUCCCUUAUCCGUUCACUCAAUCUGGAUUAUCCCUUUUUUUGAUUUUCACACACGAAACCAAAAGCUUCCAAUCCAAAAUUGUGCUCAAUAAAGUGUUUUUGGGUUGAA